Molecule: messenger RNA, 1107 nt
Organism: Rhinocladiella mackenziei CBS 650.93
Lineage: Eukaryota; Fungi; Ascomycota; Eurotiomycetes; Chaetothyriales; Herpotrichiellaceae
Exons: 1
Coding region: 1-1107 (368 amino acids)
Biological process (GO): NADPH regeneration
Cellular component (GO): cytoplasm
Molecular function (GO): nucleotide binding; oxidoreductase activity
Source: RefSeq, a predicted model, not a curated record
AUGACUCGGUUAGAUGUUAACGGCUCAGUACCAAAGCUCAAGGUUGCCAUCGCUGGCCUCGGCCGCAUGGGAGCUCGACAUGCCAUGCAUUUUUAUGGAUUGACCCCACGAGCCGAUCUGAUUGCAGCUUCAACUCCAGACCCUAGAGAAAUUGCCUGGGCACAGACUGCCAUUCCUGGAGUUAGAAUGUACACUGAUUACGACGAAAUGCUUCAAGAAGAGACCAAGAAUGGCCUUCAAGCCGUCAUUGUUGCGUCUGCAACUACCGUUCAUGCUGAACAAGCGAUCAAGGCAAUCAAUAUUGGUCUUCAUGUUCUCUGCGAAAAGCCGUUGAGCACCAGUGUAGAGGCCUCGGAAUCGGUCGUUACCGCAUACAAGAAAUCCCUUGAGAAGCAACCAUCACAAAAGGUCAUCUGUGGCUUUUCAAGACGCUUCGACGCUUCAUACCGCGACGCUUUCGAAAAAUUGCAAUCAGGCAUGAUCGGAGAACCGACCGUCUUCCGGUCGCAGACUUGCGAUAAGAUGGAUGCAACCAUCUCCUUCGUAGAAUAUGCUAAGUACUCUGGUGGAAUCUUUGUGGACUGUUCGAUACAUGAUAUCGAUCUUGCGCUCUGGUUUUUUGGUGAAGGCAUUAGGGUUAAGAGUGUUGUAGCUGUUGGUAUUACCGCGGUAUGGCCGAAGCUGAGGGAGUAUAAUGACAGGGAUAACGCCUUUGGGAUUAUCGAAUUUUAUGGAGGGAAGAUUGCUCAAAUUUUCUGCAGUCGCAUGAUGACUGCUGGUCAGGAAGACUGCACUGAAAUUAUAGGUUCGGAGGGUAAGCUAUCUAUCAACACCCAACCAAUAUCGAAUCUCGUCAACAUUCACGAAGCCACUGGUAUCCGAAGAGAGCUCUUUUCCGACUACUACGGCCGUUUCCGUGACGCAUUUAUUGCAGAAGCCAACGAGUUCACCGCUAGUUGCCUGGACAACAAAGCCCCCCCUUUGAAGCUGGAUGGUGCCGUGAAUGCUGUGAGGAUCGCACUGGCACUUCAGGAUAGUUUGAUAACCGGGGAAAAGAUCGAGUUCGAUGAGAAUGGCCAUAGACUAUGUCGAAGUAUCUUGCGAUAA